Dovyalis caffra is the source of this 3192-nucleotide messenger RNA. Lineage: Eukaryota; Viridiplantae; Streptophyta; Magnoliopsida; Malpighiales; Salicaceae. The record is from the annotation of a GenBank genome assembly.
AUGUCCACGACCACGAGGCCUAUAUGCCAUGUGCUUGCAAAGCCUUUGAUCAACAAAAAUGAAAAAUAUCAUCCCGCCAAAGAAAACCCCAAAAUCCCGCCCUUUCUCCUCCAACCAUCCUUGCCACCCUCCUUUUCCUCUCUCCUCCUCCUGCCUCCUCCCUCCUCCGCCAGCAAAUUUUCAGCCAUGGCAGAUCCAAUUACAGACUACACAAAAACCCAACGCAUCCUCCUUCUCAUAGACCUAGCCCCACUUCUCCACUACUCCCCAAACCCUUACAUCACUUCCCUUCUCUCUUCCAUCAAACCCCUUCUCUCUUUCCCUCCCCUUUCCACUUCUCUUUUCUCUUUCAAACUCUUCUUCUCCUCCCUUUCCCCUCUUCUUUCCUCUUCAAAACUCCCCUUCUCUCCUCUUUCCCUCUCCUUUGACCACCCAAACAACACACUUCACUCUCUCUCGACUUCUAUCUCUUCUCUCUUGCCUAAAAUUGAGCAAUCAUCCUUCUCUUCGCUUUCUCCGAGAGCAAUCCACGUGGCUUCUAUGUUGCGGGAGAUACUUCAUGAGUAUGCCUGGGACUCUGAUUCGUGUGAUUCUUUCAUGGGUAUGUCUCAAAAUUCUGAUUCUUUUGUUAUUAAGUCUAAUUUGGUUAUUCUGUUUUCGUCGAUUUUGAGGUCUUUUAAGUGGGUUUCGGAGUUUUUUAAUGUGGAAUUGAAUGGUGGGUGUUUGAGAGAUGGGAAUUUGUUUGAUGAGAAGUUUUGUGGGGUCUUUGGGAGUGUUAAUGAAGGGUUUGCCGGUAAAGACAUUCACUUUAGUUGGGUUGAUGUGAAAUGUGAAGUUGGAUGCGUUGGUUUUGAUGAGUCCGAAGUGGCUUUUGAGUUUUUUGAGAAGGGGAUUAAGGGUUUAGGUUGGGGGUUUUGUUCCAGUGAUUCUAUUGUUUUAGGUUCUGCCCUUGUUCCUUUUGGUUUGAUUUAUCCUAAGAUUGGUGUUUCUCAAAAAGUUUUUGAUUUUAAUGCUUGUUGUAAAAAAGUUUCCUUGCAAUUGUGUCUUGAGAUAUUAGAUGUGAGUGAAAAGCCUUUGGAAUGUAAGUGUUGUGAUCUUGAAUUGGUUAACUUGGACAUGUUUUCUAGAUUUAGCCAGAAAUUCAUGGAUUCACAAACAGGUAGUUGUGAACGAAAGAAAAUAGUUUUGGAAGAUUUAGGUGGUGAAAUUGGGAAAUUACAUGUUAAGGCAGUCCAUAUGUAUAAUAAAGGUGUAAAAUUUGAGGGGUCAUUAUCGGAUCCAAUCCUCAUACGUGAGCUUUCAGGGGAUUUUGAGGAAGAUCGAAAAGAAAAUUGCAGUGAGUUGUUUGAAGUUAAGGUCCUGGAAAUGUUGGGAAUUGAAAUGGGUGAGUUUGUAUCUAGAAAAUCCACGCCCAUCUGGCAAAUUCUCUUGAGUUUUCUUUACAGAGAAGGUUAUUGGGCUUUGGUUUCUCUUUCAAAGUGUGAUGGGAACUCUGUUACAGGAAUCCUCAAGCCUUUCACAGUUUCUUCAGCUCUCUUCUUUAUUGUAGAAGAUGAAUUUCACCCUCAUGGUGUCGCAGGUAAAUUUGAUGGAGUUAGUUUGGGUCAAGUUGUUAAGAAAAAUGAGGGUUGCAUACCAAAAAUCAAUUUGAGCCACUCCCAUGGACUUAUUCUUUCUCGUUCUGGGCACUCACCAUCUGCUAAGUGUGCUGAACUAGGAGGCAGUAAAAAGAAGAAGAAAAAAAGGAGUUUAAAUAUGCUUCAGGAACUGACGUGGACUGUGUUCUGCAAGGCUGCACUGGAAGAUUUUCAGAUAGACUUAGGAGAGGUUUAUCUAGCCAGGGGAUGCAAUAAGUCAAAGAAGUUGAAAUUCCUGAAAUGCUGGAUGAAACAGAUUAAGAAAUCUAGCUAUUGUAGCUGGGCCAUGCCAGACAGUUCCGAUCCAUGUCAGCACAUCACAAAAGAAGUACAUGACAGAUUAAAUGCGUUGCCUCCGGAAAGUGAACAGCCAGUAGCUUCUUGUGCUUCAAUGGGAGAGGAUUCUAUGACAGGGGCAUCCAGAAUACAGGAUGAAGUUGCUCUUGAUUUUUGCUCAGAAACUUUGGAAAGUUUUUUCAGUGACCUUCCCCACAAAAUCCAGCAAGGGCUUGAGUCUGAAGUAGUAGACCUAGGGACAUUGGCAGAGCGGCUGGUUAAUGCAUCUAUUUAUUGGUUAUAUCAAAAGUGUGAAAAGGAAAUGACCUCAGAGAAUCAAACCACCGAUAUAAAAUCUGGCAAUGCUUCUGCUACUGUAGUUGCUAUUGAGCUAACUAAACUUCUACUUAAGGAGCCUAAAGAUUUGGCUGCUAUUUACAAAAAUAACGAGGCAUCUAACCUUAGUCCUACUGAGACUACAUCAGAAAAUAUAGUUAGAGAAUAUGAACUACAGAUUUUGUUCCGUAUGGAGAUACUGCAAUCAGAGGUUGGAGCAAGUAUUGGAGAGACUACAAAACAUAGGUUUGUGAAACAUAUUUGCUUGCUUUUAGAGACCAUUCAAUGCCAUCUGAAGGGAGGCUUUUUUGGUGAUUGGAGCCUUGAUGCAUACGUGGGAAAGAUCAUAAAAAGCAGGUACUCUCAGAGUCUUGGUGGUGUUGUUCACAAAAUCUAUGAAAAAAUGGAUUUAUUGGUGUUUUCUGAGGAAGAUGAAUUACCUAAUUGUGUCCUCAACAGUGAGGACAAUAGUCAACCCCAAAGAGAAGAAACAGAGCGAGAACAAAUGGAUGAUGAUAAUAAUAGAAUUAAGAACACAGUCUCAGCAGCAGAUGAGUCCCUUCGACAGGUGGAAACUGAGUGUCAAAGCCCCCAAGGGAUGAACCAGGAGGAGCAUGCUCGAAAACUAGUUGAAGCUCAAGCAAGGAGACAAAGGGCUCGAAGAUUUGCAUCUUUCACUAGCUGGGUUCCAGAUUUGCAGAGAGUUUGGGCACCAAAGCAGCCAAAGGCAGUGAAGCCGAAGUCAGAUCCUCUACGUAAGCUGGCAAAAAGAAACGAACAAAGAAGGACUAGCUAUGAUGUGGUUUUAGACACCCCAAUGACUGGAAACAAACGUUCAUGCAAUGAAGGAAUCAGCAGUGAAGACAGGAACGGCCGAGAUUAUGGGACUUCCUUAUGUGGUUCUGUUUCUAAGGCUUUGUUUCAAGAUGAUGACUCAAGCUAA